UGGAAGAGUCUGAACCAGCUGAGGAGUAACAUAUUCCCCUUUUACACUGAUACGGCUGUCCGAUAGUUUCUCUAAUUGUUGAAGAUCUGAACAAGUUGUUGCCAGGAGGUCCAUAAGAAAGAUUGCCCUCCGGCCAGUGUGGGGCUCUUCUUACCCCCAAGAAAGAAAUUAGUAGUAAAAAGUCGGAGAGAAUUGAGAGUGGGAAGGGACGGAAGGGGGAGGAAGGGUGCUUUCAGGGGUACUGAGAAUAGUCCUGGGCAGAAGGCAGUUCCAGUAGUGGGCAGCGAAGGAUUUGCUUGAGGUCAUUCCAUGAAGGAACCUCCAUCCAUCCAUUGCAAAGCCUUUGGGAGCAAUGAUUGUGUCGAGAGAGCUGUGUUUCUGGGCUACUGGAGCCUGAGGACAUCACAUGAAGUCUCUGGUCCAUCUGCCAUUGCUUUGCUGGAACUUCUUCUGCGGCAGAGGACUUCUGCUGCCCGCCUCGUGACGCUCCAUCAGAGAUGAGCACAGGCCUGCCUUUGUAGCAAGGAGGCCCGAGGGAAGAGUGGGCGCUUCCAUCGUCUCACCAUGGUGCUUCCACCCCCAGACAAGCGGCAUGUGUGUCUUACCACUAUUGUUAUAAUGACCAGCAUGGCAUUCAUGGAUGCUUAUCUAGUGGAGCAGAAUCAGGGGCCCCGUAAGAUUGGUGUCUGCAUUAUUGUCCUGGUAGGAGACAUCUGCUUUCUGAUUGUGCUGCGCUACGUGGCUGUCUGGGUGGGGGCUGAGGUCAAAACGGCCAAGCGUGGCUAUGCUAUGAUUCUGUGGUUCCUCUACAUCUUUGUACUGGAAAUCAAACUCUACUUUAUAUUCCAGAACUACAAGGCUGAUAAGAGAAACCUGGAGACAGUGGCCAGGAAGGCACUGACCUUGCUGCUCUCCAUCUGCGUGCCAGGACUAUACUUGGUGCUCGUGGCUUUGGACAGCAUGGAGUACAUCCGCACUUUUCGGAAGAAAGAGGACUUGCGAGGAAGGCUCUUCUGGGUAGCCUUAGACCUCCUGGAUAUCUUGGACAUUCAAGCCAACCUGUGGGAGCCACACAAGACGGGGCUGCCCAUCUGGGCAGAAGGCCUCAUGUUCUUCUACUGCUACAUUCUUCUCCUGAUCCUCCCUUGCGUAUCGCUCAGCGAAAUCAGCAUGCAAGGGGAGCACAUCGCUCCGCAGAAAAUGAUGCUCUACCCUGUCCUGAGCCUGGUGACCAUCAACGUCGUCACCAUCUUCAUCCGCGCCAUCAACAUGGUGUUGUUCCAAGACAGCAGAGUCUCCACCAUCUUCAUCGGCAAGAACAUCAUCGCCAUCGCCACCAAGGCCUGCACGUUCCUCGAGUACAAGAAGCAGGUGAAGGAGUUUCCCCAAAACGCCAUUGCGCUUGAGCUGCAGCAGAACUCGGUGCCCCACAACCAGACAGUCCACAGUUCGCAGGGCAUUGCCCACGAGCAGUCGCCCACCAGGGAGAUCUUGGACACAUGACAGGGCUCCUCGGGCGUUGGCGCUCGCUCACCUUCCCUUGGUGGAGUGGGAGAGGGGGGUUGUGCUCUCACCCCAGCACCCAGAGCUGCCCCCACCCCCGGCACAAGGUUCUGAUCAAAGUGGUGGGACACCCCAUGCAUCUCAGGUAUUUCCUUGGGGCCCUCUAGAAAGAAAACAAAACCAAAUGGACCUCCGGAGAAGAACUCUGCCCCAGUCAGCAUCUAAUCUUUUCUAUCUGUUUGUUACCUGUGCAUCACAACAUGACGGGAAUGAGGA
Podarcis raffonei (Aeolian wall lizard) is the source of this 1779-nucleotide messenger RNA. It is a transcript of the gene TMEM121, whose product is annotated as transmembrane protein 121. The coding region runs from base 565 to 1503 and encodes 312 amino acids. The transcript has a single exon. The record is from RefSeq and is a predicted model, not a curated record. Lineage: Eukaryota; Metazoa; Chordata; Lepidosauria; Squamata; Lacertidae.